Condylura cristata (star-nosed mole) is the source of this 4309-nucleotide messenger RNA. It is a transcript of the gene NUP155, whose product is annotated as nucleoporin 155kDa. Lineage: Eukaryota; Metazoa; Chordata; Mammalia; Eulipotyphla; Talpidae. The record is from RefSeq and is a predicted model, not a curated record. The transcript is spliced from 35 exons. The coding region runs from base 104 to 4141 and encodes 1345 amino acids. Gene Ontology annotation, biological process: protein import into nucleus; protein localization to nuclear inner membrane; transcription-dependent tethering of RNA polymerase II gene DNA at nuclear periphery. Gene Ontology annotation, molecular function: protein binding; structural constituent of nuclear pore. Gene Ontology annotation, cellular component: nuclear pore; nuclear pore inner ring.
CGCGCGCGCCCUAGUUCACUGGUCUCAUCUAGGGUCUUGGCUUUUUUCUAAUUUCUCCUUGGUUUUUGACUUUCUUCUGACGCUGUUGUCUGCUGCUUACGAGAUGCCGUCUUCUCUACUGGGCUUGGCGAUGCCAGCCUCCACCGGAGCCGCAUCCCUGCAGGAAGCUCUGGAAAAUGCCGGGAGGCUGAUCGAUCGUCAGUUGCAAGAAGACCGCAUGUACCCGGACCUUUCCGAGCUGCUUAUGGUGUCUGCCCCAAAUAAUCCCACUGUUUCUGGCAUGUCAGAUAUGGAUUAUCCUCUACAAGGACCUGGUUUGCUCUCAGUACCCAACCUUCCAGAGAUAAGUUCCAUUCGAAGAGUUCCUCUUCCACCAGAACUUGUUGAACAGUUUGGACAUAUGCAGUGUAACUGCAUGAUGGGCGUGUUCCCGCCUAUCAGCAGAGCUUGGCUUACAAUUGACAGUGACAUAUUCAUGUGGAAUUAUGAAGAUGGAGGAGACCUUGCCUAUUUUGAUGGACUUAGUGAGACUAUUCUUGCUGUGGGGCUUGUGAAACCAAAAGCUGGCAUCUUUCAACCUCAUGUACGACACCUCCUGGUUUUGGCAACCCCUGUGGAUAUAGUGAUUCUUGGACUCAGCUAUGCUAAUUUACAAACAGGUUCUGGAGUUCUCAAUGACAGUAUGUAUGGUGGAAUGCAGUUGCUUCCAGAUCCUUUAUAUUCUCUUCCCACUGAUAACACUUACCUUUUAACAAUAACUUCCACUGAUAAUGGCAGGAUUUUUUUGGCUGGAAAAGAUGGCUGUUUAUAUGAAGUAGCAUACCAAGCAGAAGCAGGUUGGUUUAGCCAAAGAUGUAGGAAAAUAAACCACUCAAAGAGCUCACUUUCUUUCCUUGUUCCAUCAUUGCUUCAAUUCACAUUCUCUGAAGAUGAUCCUAUUGUUCAAAUUGCAGUUGAUAAUUCUAGAAAUAUUUUAUAUACACGAUCUGAGAAAGGAGUAAUACAAGUGUAUGAUUUGGGUCAGGAUGGUCAAGGAAUGAGCAGAGUUGCCUCGGUGUCACAGAAUUCCAUUGUCUCUGCCGCUGGAAACAUUGCUAGGACUAUAGAUCGUUCUGUUUUUAAACCAAUUGUUCAAAUAGCAGUGAUUGAAAAUUCUGAAUCAUUGGACUGUCAGUUACUGGCUGUAACACAUGCAGGUGUUAGGUUAUAUUUCAGCACUUGUCCAUUCAGACAGCCAUUAGCACGACCUAAUACAUUGACACUGGUCCAUGUUCGCUUACCUCCUGGAUUCUCAGCAUCUUCAACAGUGGAAAAGCCUUCAAAAGUGCAUAAAGCUCUUUAUAGUAAGGGAAUUCUACUGAUGGCAGCCUCAGAAAAUGAAGAUAAUGACAUUUUGUGGUGUGUUAACCAUGAUACAUUUCCUUUCCAAAAGCCAAUGAUGGAAACCCAGAUGACAACUCGUGUUGAUGGUCAUUCCUGGGCUCUUUCUGCAAUAGAGGAGUUGAAAGUAGAUAAGAUAAUCACACCCUUAAAUAAGGAUCAUAUUCCAAUAACUGACUCACCAGUUGUUGUGCAACAGCACAUGUUGCCUCCGAAGAAAUUUGUUCUCCUCUCAGCACAGGGAAGCCUUAUGUUUCAUAAACUUAGACCUGUAGAUCAACUGAGGCAUCUACUAGUGAGCAAUGUGGGUGGAGAUGGAGAAGAGAUCGAAAGAUUCUUCAAAUUACAUCAGGAAGACCAGGCUUGUGCAACUUGCCUUAUCCUCGCUUGUUCUACCGCUGCCUGUGACAGAGAAGUAUCUGCUUGGGCUACUCGGGCUUUCUUCAGGUACGGUGGUGAAGCACAAAUGAGAUUUCCAACCACUCUCCCUGCACCCAGUAACGUUGGUCCCAUCUUGGGAUCACCUGUUUACUCCAGUUCUCCUAUGCCUACUGGGAGUCCAUAUCCAAAUCCAUCAUUUCUGGGAACACCAUCUCAAGGUAUACAUCCUGCUGCCAUGUCAACUCCAGUGUGUGCUGCAGGAAACCCAGCCGGUCUGGCUGGACCAGAGAUUGUGUACUCAGGCAAACACAAUGGUAUUUGUAUUUACUUUUCUCGGAUCAUGGGAAAUAUCUGGGAUGCCAGUUUAGUUGUGGAGAGAGUAUUUAAGAGUGGCAACAGAGAGAUAACUGCAAUUGAAAGUAGUGUUCCCUCCCAACUGCUGGAGUCAGUGCUACAAGAACUGAAAGGGCUGCAAGAAUUUCUAGACAGAAACUCUCAGUUUGCAGGAGGACCAUUAGGAAAUCCAAAUACAACUGCCAAAGUGCAGCAGAGACUGAUAGGAUUCAUGCGCCCUGAAAAUGGAAAUACCCAACAGAUGCAACAGGAGCUGCAGCGGAAGUUCCAUGAGGCCCAAGUGAGUGAAAAGGUCUCACUUCAGGCUAUCCAGCAGUUGGUUCGAAAAUCAUACCAGGCUCUGGCUUUAUGGAAACUUCUUUGUGAACAUCAGUUUACUGUCAUUGUAGGAGAACUUCAGAAGGAAUUUCAAGAGCAGCUGAAAAUCACCACCUUUAAAGAUCUGGUGAUCAGGGACAAAGAACUGUCUGGAGCCUUAAUCGCUUCUCUUAUCAACUGCUAUAUUAGAGAUAAUGCUGCUGUUGAUGGCAUUAGUUUACACUUACAGGAUAUCUGUCCCCUUCUAUAUAGCACUGAUGAUGCUGUCUGUUCUAAGGCAAAUGAGCUUCUUCAGCGUUCUCGACAAGUUCAAAAUAAGAUUGAAAAGGAAAGAAUGUUAAGGGAAUCUUUAAAGGAGUAUCAAAAAAUCAGCAGUCAAGUGGAUCUUUCCAAUGUUUGUGCUCAAUAUAGACAAGUACGUUUCUAUGAGGGUGUGGUAGAGCUUUCUCUAACUGCUGCAGAGAAGAAAGAUCCUCAGGGUCUUGGACUUCAUUUCUAUAAACAUGGAGAACCAGAAGAAGACAUUGUGGGACUUCAGGCUUUUCAAGAAAGAUUAAAUAGUUACAAGUGUAUUACAGACACACUUCAAGAACUUGUAAAUCAAAGUAAGGCUGCUCCUCAGUCUCCCAGUGUACCCAAAAAACCUGGGCCUCCAGUGUUGUCAUCUGAUCCCAAUAUGCUGAGCAACGAAGAAGCUGGGCAUCAUUUUGAACAAAUGCUUAAAUUAUCUCAACGAUCCAAAGAUGAGCUAUUUAGUAUUGCCCUGUAUAAUUGGCUAAUACAAGCUGACCUUGCAGAUAAACUGUUGCAGAUUGCUUCUCCAUUUCUGGAGCCACAUCUAGUUCGAAUGGCCAAAGUUGAUCAAAACAAAGUUCGUUACAUGGAUUUACUCUGGAGGUAUUAUGAAAAGAACAGAAGUUUUAGCAAUGCUGCUCGUGUCCUGUCCAAAUUGGCUGACAUGCAUAGCACAGAAAUUUCACUUCAGCAGCGAUUGGAAUACAUUGCUCGAGCCAUUCUUAGUGCCAAAAGUUCCACUGCCAUAUCAUCAAUAGCUGCAGAUGGAGAAUUUCUUCAUGAGUUAGAAGAAAAGAUGGAAGUUGCUAGGAUCCAACUUCAGAUUCAAGAGACACUACAAAGGCAGUAUUCCCAUCAUUCUUCUGUACAGGAUGCAAUUUCUCAGCUGGAUUCUGAGCUAAUGGACAUAACUAAGCUUUAUGGGGAAUUUGCUGACCCAUUUAAACUUGCAGAGUGUAAACUUGCAAUAAUUCACUGUGCUGGUUAUUCAGACCCUAUCUUGGUACAGACACUGUGGCAAGAUAUCAUAGAGAAAGAACUGAAUGAAAGUGUAGCUUUGAGUUCCCCAGACAGAAUGCAUGCUCUUAGUCUCAAGAUUGUGCUCCUUGGCAAAAUUUAUGCUGGCACACCUCGCUUCUUUCCUUUAGAUAAUAUAAUUGGGAACCAGGAUCCAUUCUGGAACAGAAUUAAGAAGCCAUUACAUCUUCUGGAGUGUAUACAUGUAUUAUUGGCAAGAUAUGUUGAAAAUCCAAGCCAAGUUGUAAAUUGUGAGAGGAGAAGAUUUACAAAUCUCUGCCUGGAUGCUGUUUGUGGUUAUCUGGUUGAGCUCCAGUCUAUGAGCUCUUCAGUGGCGGUACAAGCUAUCACUGGGAAUUUUAAAUCUCUUCAGGCUAAAUUAGAACGGCUUCAUUAAUUACUAUAAUGUAUUUUCGUCCUAUUUUAAAUUGUAAAAUAAAAGCUCGCUGACUCCAGAUAGCAGGUGCUCUACAUCUAAAAAUUAACAGCAGUUUUAAUGUAAAUGUGUUUUUGAUAAGUGAGUAAUCAUAUACACACAGCACAUGUACCAAAUGAAUUCUUUUUU